AUGAGUUCCAACAGCAAUACCACCAAUUCUGCUAGCGAUUCCAACUCUGCAAAUACCAAGCUCGCAAAGAAUUCCAAUCCCAACUCCAAUUCUUUCAAAGAGUUGGCUGCUAAUGAUCCUUCGCUAUUGGAAGAUGCUUCUACUCUUUUGAUGUUCUCAAAUGCUGCCAUUAUCAACUUGAAUCACCUAAAUCAAUCUUCUCCACCAAACAACACUGUCAAUAUCAACCCAUCCUCCCAAAACAACCCAAACAACCCAAACAAUCAAACAAUUAACAACAACAACAACAUCUUAAACCAAUCUCCAUCUCCAUCUCAAUCCCAAUCUCAAUCCCAGCCUCAACCCCAACCUCAACCCCAGAUUAAAACUCAUUAUCCCAAUAUUCUAUCAAAACCUCCCUCCCCAAUUUACUCUCCCAGAAAUAUCAAUGUUAACACUGCCAGCUCUGCCAGCUCUGUUAAUACCAAUUCCAGCAAUAAAAACAAUGUCCUGAAUAAUCCCCUGAGUUCUAUCACCAAAAUUUCCCAUUCAAAGUCUCACUCUCUCAAAAACCCAAUCCACCACUACAAUAUACACCAGUCUCACUCAAAUUCAAUUCCUGGGCCUGCUUUGGCUGUAUUAUCAACCUCAAACCAAUUCAAUCAAAAUACUAAUAUCAACAACCUCCUAAAUAGAAACAACAUCAAUAACAUCAACAAUCUAAAUAACAUCAAUAACCAAAUCAAUCUAAAUAAUAUCAACAACCAAAUUAAUCUAAACAAUCGACACAAUAUCAAUAAUAUCAAUAAUAUCAAUAAUAUCAAUAAUAUUCACAAUUUUUCUCACAAUAUUCCUCACAAUCUUAAUAAUCCAAAUAAUAUCAACAACAUCAACAACAUCAACAAUAACAUCAACCCACAUAAUGUAAACCACCUAAAUUAUAACUACAACUACUCCUCCUAUAACAACAACAGCAGCAACAACAACCUCUUGAAUAAUAACCAAAAUAACAAUUUAAACAAUAGCCCCACUGCCAAAAAUAACCAAAACAUAAGCUUAAACACUCACAACAAUAACUUAUCCAUCAACAAUAUCAUUAACAAUGUUCCAACCAAUUACUCAAAUAUCAACAAUCUUAAUCAAAAUAUCCAAAACAUUCAAAACAUCCAAAACAUUCAAAAUAUCCAGAAUAUCCAGAAUAUCCAAAAUAAUCAACACAAUAGCAUCAUCAACAACAAUGAAAGCAACGUAAAAGCAAUGGUAGCCGCCGCUGCUUUAGCUGCUGCUGCUGCUCAACCUCUUCCUUUACACCACCAUCAUAAUCUCAAUAAUAACAAUAACACUAUCGAAAACAAUAACAAUAAUAAUAAUAAUAACAAUAAUAAUAACAAUAACAAUAAUAGUAACAAUAACAAUAAUAAUAACAAUAACAAUAAUAGUAACAAUAACAAUAAUAAUAACGACAACUUGCUCCCAAUUAAACCAAAACCAAAAUCAAAACCAAAAAGAAACGAUCUCAGCAACUUCUUAAACCCAACAACUUCCUCAAACACUAUUAAUCCUUCUCAACCUCACUCCCAGUCUCAGUCCCCUUCUUCAAAUAUAAAUAGAGUCAAAAUUCAAAGUUUCUUAAACACUGAUACCUCCAAAAACUCAAAGAAAAUUACCUCCAAAAACUCCUUCAAAAAUUCUCUCAAAAAUUCUCUCAAAAAUGCUCCCAAAAAUACAAUCAAAAACACAAUCAAAUCCAACAUCAACCUCACUAAAAAUAUCAUCAACAAAAACACUCCCCUAAACAUAAACUCCAUAAUCAACCAACCUUCCAUUUCUCAACCAAAAACUACUUCAAGUCCCCAAUUUAAGAAAAACUCAAUUGCCUCUUUAUUGUCAAAUGACACCGAUAACAAUAUAAAUAAAUUUAGAAAAAACGACUCUCUACAAAUCUCAAACAUAAUCUCUCAUUCCACUUCAAACCAACAAAUUCUUCAAAACGCUAAUACAAACAUCAACCAAUUCCAAUCAAACUUGCCUCAACUCAUUAAAAAUGAUCAUCAAAAAUCUUCUUUACCCUUACCAGUUCUUCACUCAAGAAUAAAAAAUUCCAUUAAUGAAUUGAUCAACAAUGAUAUCUCUUCUUCAAAUAAUACAAUAACCACCGCCACCACUACAACAACAACUAAUCCUAAUAAUAACAAUAUUUAUGAUAAUAACAAUAGUAACAAUAACAAAUCCAUUUCUAUUUCCACUAAUACUCCUAAUUUUUCUACAAAUUAUCCUCAAUCUAAGAAAACCCAUUCAAUUCAACAUAAUAUAGAUAAUAACAACGGCACUAUCUCAAACAAUUACGGGUCAAAAUCACCAUCUCCAACUCCUUCGGAAAUCAUAAAUACUGGUCAGACACCUUCCUAUGCUGUUGGCUCUAAUUCUGGUAUAAUUGACUGUAUUUGUGAAGUAAACGAAGAUGACGGCUUUACUAUUCAAUGUGAUAAAUGCUUUCGUUGGCAGCAUGCAUCCUGCUUUAAUAUCAGCGAUAAUGCUGUUCCUGAUAUCUAUCUUUGUGAAAAAUGCAACCCAAGAAAAUUCAAAAAAAUGAAAAUCGACUUGAAAGCAAUUAAACAAACUCAAAAAGUUAGAAUACAAAAUUUUCAGCUCCAGAACAAAUUGUUUUUGGCUUCAAAUAAUUCAAAGAUCAAUUAUCUCGUAAAUGAUACCAAUUCUACUGAUUUGCCUAAAUAUUCAAAAAACAACAACAACAAAAAUUCAAAUAACGACUCAAGCAAAUUUGACAUUGAUAUAGAUAAUGAUAGUAGUGUUCUUAGCAUUAAUGACAAUAGCCAAACUCAAGCCAAUAAAAAACCCAACAACAAAAAUACUAUUGCUCAAAAUAUGAGUAUUGAAAAUUUCACAAAUCCUCAAAAUAUUCUAUCCUCAAAUUUGUCCCCAAGUAAUUCCUCUUCUUCUUUGGGUGUCGACAAUCUGCAUUCAAAUACCGGAAUUUUAAGAUCCUAUAUUGAUGAAUCCAACAUCAUAUUUAACCAUCCCUCUUCCCGAAGGAAAAGAAAAAGUACUGCUGAUUUGGAGAAUGCUGCUGAAUCAACGGUUAUUACUACAAGCAGAAAGACAUCGAAAAAUGAAACUGAAAUCAAAAAGGGGAAAAGUAAUCCUGCGUCAACUGCUGACACUUCCAAUACAACAUCAACAAAAGGCACAAACUCCAAUAAUGGCUCAAAAAAUAAAAAAAGGAAAAAAGAGGUCACCGAAGAAGAAGAAGCCAAUUCUCAAUUAAUUACAAAAUUUGAAUUAACUGGUGAUGACUUUUAUAAGGUUGCCUAUUAUAAUCUCAAUCAUUUAGAAUAUAAGAAUGAUAAUUUAAAAUAUUUAUUUACUAAAAAGUUGCCCGUUAUUUUCAAUGAAGUGUUGAGAAAUCUUGAGUUGAAAAAUAAUUGUAAUGUCAUGACAAUCUCUAAAGGAGAUUACGAAGAUCAAUUUUUUCCAAGUUUGGUUGUUAGAUCAAUAUAUAAUCCUGAUGUUUCAAAUGGGAAACCAUCAUCCAAGUUUACUGGCGUGUCAAAUAUGGGAUUGUACACCGAAAAUAUUAUCGAAAAAAAUUGUAUAAUUAAGGAAUUUUUUGGCGAAUUGGAUUCACAAGAAAGUUACAUUACAAACACAAUAAAUCAAUACAGACUGUGGGGAGUUCCUAAGAAUUAUAAUUUUUUCAUCAAUUAUUUUAAAAGCGAAUUGAAUGAUGAAAGUUUGAUUAAAAAUUUUCAACCAUUUUUAUUACCAUUAUAUUUAAAUUGCAAAGUUUCAGGAAACUGCACAAGGUUUAUAAGAAAAAGCUGUUAUCCAAACUGUGAAGUUAAAUUUGUACUAGUAAAUGAAAAUGAUGAAAAUAAUGAAAAUAAUGAAAAUGAUGAAAAUAAUAAUAAUAAUAAUAAUAAUAAUAAUAAUAAUAAUAAUAAUAAUAAUGAUAAUGAUAAUGAUAAUGAUGAUAAUAAUGAUAAUGAAACUGAUAAUACUUCUAAGAUUGAAAAUAAUUCUGACGAUGAUUUUAACAUGGAUAACGACAAAAAUAAUAGCUCUAAUAUUAAAAGUAAUAGUGAGAAAACUGAUAACAAAGAUAUCAAUGAGAAGAAGAAUGUUGAAAUAAAGGGAAAGAUUAAAAUAUGCUUGGUUUCAUUAGAAAAAAUUAAGGCCAACACUGAGUUAACUAUUAAUUGGGAGUGGAACAAAUUCCACAUUUUUCAUCGUGUAUUUACUAAAGAUACAAUUGGGACAAUUAAUGAAAACAAUGAGAAAAUCAAAUCAAAUUUCGGUAACCUUUCUGAUGAAGAUAAAAAGAAAUUAAUUUCAUCAAUUGAAACAAUACUAAAUCAAUGUAAAUGUGGAUGUUAUAAAGUUGGGACCAACGCUAAUAAUUCCGACUGUAAAUUAAUAAAAAUUAAAAAAUUGGGGAGUUAUUACCAUAGAUCCAAUAAGAAAGGGACGAAGAUAAGUUGCAAUAGCAGUACUAGCACUGCUGCUAAUAAUAACAAUGCUGGUAGUGAAGUCUUAGGUUCCAAUAACGAUCAAAUAUAUCCUGAUUUGUUGGGAAGUUUAUGUUCGAAUCUACCAGGUAAAGGUUUUGAAGCUGGAGAUUUAAAUGGGAAAUCAAGCGUCAGAGGCCGAUUGGAUUUUAGAGCUAAAAUUAUCAAGGAAAAGUUGACAAAACAAGAAAGUUUAACAGAAAAAUUAGCCAUUGAGAAAGAAGAAAAGGAAAAGAAAGAAGAAGUAGAAAAAGAAGAAGAAAAAGAAGAAAAAGAAAAAGGGGAAAAAGAAAAAGAACAGAUUAAAAACGAAAAAAUAGAUGAUGAAACUGUUUCCAAAUCUGUUGAUGGAGAUAAUAACAAAACCCGAGUUGAAAAAGACAAAGGCAAGGAGAUCUUAUCAAAACAACCACCCAUCAAGAGCAUUGCUCUGUUAGAUGGAGUCUCGUUUUCUUUCCAGAACGAAAAAAAACGAAAAAAAAAUCAGCUUAAGUCCGAGUUUCUCCCUUACAAAUAUAAGCAUCUUCCCCGAAGUGUGUCUGCACCAAUCUCUAGCACUUACUCUUCUGGUGGAUCCAGCCAUUCCAGCUCCAACAAGUCAAAGGACGAUUACUUGCCCAUUCCUAUUAAGUUGAAAAAUACCUUGCAGUUGAAUAUUGCUUCUGACAUUACAAGUAUAGAGAAGGUGGCGCUUUCGCCUGGUUUGAAUAUCAUUGAUGUUCAGAAGGUGUCUACGAGAGUUGUCUCGCCAAUUGGAGGAGCACUAUCAGCAAACAACAUCAAUGGCAUUGCCAACAACGACAAUUCAGACGUCUCACUGCUAAACGAAGAACCCAAGAUUGCAGCAUCCACAGCACAGCGACCAAAGAAAGUCAAGAAGUUGACAUUUGCAGAUUAUUUGAACAAGAAAAAACAAAAAACAUGA
Messenger RNA from Ascoidea rubescens DSM 1968, 5430 nucleotides. RefSeq names its product histone-binding protein SET3. Gene Ontology annotation, molecular function: protein binding. The transcript has a single exon. Lineage: Eukaryota; Fungi; Ascomycota; Saccharomycetes; Ascoideales; Ascoideaceae. Bases 1 to 5430 code for a protein of 1809 amino acids. The record is from RefSeq and is a predicted model, not a curated record.